UCUAUAAAUAUAAAUCCAACCCGCCCAUGCUUUCUCAUAACUUACAUUUCUCCAUUUCCAUCAUAAUUAUAUCUGUGCAAUUCACACCUCCAUUUUACGAUCUUGAUUCUUUACGUAUUUUCCAUCAUCAUGAGCCAAUAUCGCAACCAAGAAAUUAGCAUGGGUUAUCCGGCACCACCACCGUCGUAUGCGGCGGGGGAGCAAGCGAAAGAGGGGAAGUCGGGGCCUUAUGUUGCAGCCCCGCCUCCGGUUGGAUAUCCGGUGAGGGACGGGCCACAGUACCCUCACCAAACUAAUUUUGACGCUCAAACUCAAUCUAGAGGAGAUGGGUUCUGGAAAGGAUGCUGUGCUGCAUUGUGUUGCUGCUGGGUAUUGGAUUGUAUCUUUUGAUCAGGAUGCUGACUUAGCUACCAUUUGUGGGUUGUUGGUUUUGGUUGAGAUGACACCCAGUUUUUUCAGUCUUCAUUAGUUUAGUUUUGCUCUAUUUGUUAUUCUUUUAUUAUGUAUUAUAUAUAAUGUUGUUUAUGUAUCGCCCCCUCUUGUCUUUUUGGGGCUUUGUAUUUUCAUCUUUAUUCCAUACUCAUUUUUUGUAUCAAUAAAUAAUAUGCAUAUUUUCUUGUGCAAUAGUAAUACUAUUCUCUUUUCAACCA
This is a messenger RNA of Cucumis sativus (cucumber), 650 nucleotides long. RefSeq names its product cysteine-rich and transmembrane domain-containing protein WIH2. The transcript is spliced from 3 exons. Gene Ontology annotation, cellular component: plasma membrane. The coding region runs from base 130 to 390 and encodes 86 amino acids. The record is from RefSeq and is a predicted model, not a curated record. Lineage: Eukaryota; Viridiplantae; Streptophyta; Magnoliopsida; Cucurbitales; Cucurbitaceae.